Messenger RNA from Galeopterus variegatus (Sunda flying lemur), 855 nucleotides. Its product is annotated as serine protease 52-like. The record is from RefSeq and is a predicted model, not a curated record. Gene Ontology annotation, biological process: proteolysis. Lineage: Eukaryota; Metazoa; Chordata; Mammalia; Dermoptera; Cynocephalidae. The transcript has 5 exons. Gene Ontology annotation, molecular function: serine-type endopeptidase activity. The coding region runs from base 1 to 855 and encodes 284 amino acids.
AUGAGCUUGUUGGACUAUGACCAGUUGGUCGGAAAUAAUGCAAAUGGAAAAGCAGAAGACUACCACCAGCACGACCUGAGCAGGAACCCCUCGGCUACUGUGGACUCGGGCACUGGAGUUUGUGCCCCCCACCCCCAACUCCACACACUGAAGCCCUCACCCCCAGAGUGGCUGUAUGGGGAGAUGGUGCCCCUGAGGAGAUUCUUGACGAUCGCAUAUGGCAUAGACGACUUUAAUAAUCAGAACUCGACAAGGGUGAAAGUGGCCAAGCUAAUCACUCACCCUUAUUUUGACCCCUGGAUAAUGGAUAACGAUGUUGCUUUGCUCUUGCUCCAAUCGCCAUUGAACUUGAGUGUCAGCACCGCACCCAUCUGUCUUUCAGAGGUCACUGACAUGAGGAGGUGGAGAAACUGCUGGGUGACCGGGUAUGGCACUACCGAUCCAUUUCAUAAGCAAGCUGUUUCUGCAAAGCUGAUGAAAGUUGACCUCAAGCUUAUAAACUGGGACAAGUGUCUCCAUGCUAUAUCUCUAAUUACCAAGAACAUGAUAUGUGCUGGGACUCCUGAAGGUGGAAAGGAUGCCUGCCAGAGUGACAGUGGAGGGCCUCUGGUUUGCCAGAAAAAGAAGAAAAGCAUAUGGUACCAGCUGGGCAUUGUCAGCUGGGGAGUGGGCUGUGGCCUGAAGGACAAGCCUGGAGUGUACACAAAGGUGUCAAGUUAUCUGUUAUGGAUUAAUACGGAGACAAAGCUGGCAGGGAAGCCUUAUAUGCAUGAGCGGGACUCCGGGUACAGUUUGCUUCUUUCAUCCUGGGCCACCUUGUUUCUCUAUUUUGUGAUCCUUCUCUUAUCCUGGUGA